CGUCAGCCGGCGUCACUGCGUGAUUCCCUACACACUGGCGUGAACCGCACCGGCUUGCUCUCAGACACAAUGAAGCGAACUGAGUGUAACACGCGCGCUGGGGCUACACAUGGAUGGGUCCGCGUGUAUCUUUAACUUAUUUUGCUCAGUUUUCUUUCAGUUCGUAUUUUGAAAGUCGUCACGUUCUGUCGUCGAAAGUGCCGAAUACAAAGCUGCGUAAUUCGGUAGAUAUAACUGGACACCACAAGCCUGAUCGGAGACCACGGAAGAAUUUCCACCCAUCCCGUGGCGCCACAAGCAAGUGUACAGAAAAAAGCAUGUCAAUGACUGCGUAUUCGGACUACUUCGCCGCUCAGUGCCUGGUGUCUAUAUCCAGUGGGCCGGUCCUGCAUCGCCCUACCCCGGUUACCUCUGCUGCCCUGGGCCCCCCUCAGGCUCGUCCUUCAGGGGAUCCAGAGGGGUCGAAUGAGGACAGGGAAGUACGGGACAUGCUGAAAGGUGGAACCAACAUAAUGAAGGUUGCCGGAAUUCUCACGGACCUUCACGGCAAAUUCCGACCUAUGUCGGCGUACUCCGAAAGUAGCAAUUCCUCGAUCGGAGACGUGGACAGUUUCUCUCACGGGGAAAGCGGGUACACCACGCUGUCCGACUCAACAAACCCGACCCCCACCAUGACUCCCUCUUCCACGCCGACGCCCGGACAGCACAAUCCCCCGAAAACAUUCCAGGGAGGGCCACCACGAUCGCCAAUGAAGCGGCACUACUGUACUUUCGACGGCUGUGACCGGGUCUAUGGAAAAUCGUCUCACCUCAAGGCGCAUAUCAGAACUCACACAGGCGAGCGGCCCUUCCCCUGCACCUGGCCGGACUGCGAGAAGAAGUUCGCCCGCUCGGACGAGCUGGCGCGCCACACGCGGACGCACACGGGCGAGAAGCGCUUCCCGUGCCCGCUCUGCGACAAGCGCUUCAUGCGCAGCGACCACCUGGUCAAGCACGCCCGCCGGCACCCCAAUUACCACCCCUCCAUGAUCGGCCGCUAGGGUCCCGGGGGUGGAGGAUCGGCCGCCCCCCGCCCCUCA
Molecule: messenger RNA, 1079 nt
Organism: Anguilla anguilla (European eel)
Lineage: Eukaryota; Metazoa; Chordata; Actinopteri; Anguilliformes; Anguillidae
Product: Krueppel-like factor 9
Exons: 2
Coding region: 114-1040 (308 amino acids)
Biological process (GO): regulation of transcription by RNA polymerase II
Molecular function (GO): DNA-binding transcription factor activity, RNA polymerase II-specific; RNA polymerase II cis-regulatory region sequence-specific DNA binding
Source: RefSeq, a predicted model, not a curated record